UCAACGUUUGUACGUAAAGCCGUUAUAUUGCGAAAGAUGAAGAAAAUAUAUCUCGCCGCUGUAGCAGGCAAUCUGGGUAUGCUAACAGUGGGCCAAUAUUUUGGUUGGGCAUCGCCAUCUUUGCCUAUAUUGAUGGAAGGAAAAGAUAAAACAUAUCCUGUGCGUUUGACUUUGGAGGAAGCAUCUUGGGUGGCAUCUUUACUUAUGCUAGGUGCAAUGGCGGGUUCUAUUAAUUGUACAUUUAUAGUGAACGUUAUUGGCAGAAAAUACACUAUGUUAUUGUCAGCUGUGCCUUCAAUUAUUAGUUGGUUGAUGAUAGCUUUUGCAACAUCAUCGUGGGAGCUGUAUAUAUCGAGAUUUUUGGCCGGGUUAUCUACAGGUCUCGCUCAUUCGGCCACGCCAAUGUAUAUUGGUGAAAUUUCACCGGCAGACAUUCGUGGUACUUUAGGAUCCAUGUUCACAGUCGUUUCAAAAAUUGGUACCACAUUCGAAUACGUGAUAGGUCCAUUUCUCUCAGUAAGAGAUCUUGCCUUCGUGUCUUUGAUAGGACCUUGUUUGUUUUUGGUCAUUUUUAUCUGGCUCCCGGAAUCCCCGUAUUAUUUGAUGCGCCGCAAUGCCAGACAAAAGGCCAUAAAUUCUCUCGUUCAAUUGAGAGGCAAAGACGAUGUUCAUAAAGAGGCAGAUGAUAUCGAGCAGACCGUAAAAGUUGAGAUGGCAAAUAAUUCUGGUUUUCGAGAACUCUUAUGUGUAUCUGGAAAUCGUAGAGCCUUAAUAACAGUGAUAUGUCUGAUCGCUAUUCACCAAAUGAGCGGCGUCCAGGCUGUAGAACAAUACGCUGAAUCAAUUUUUGAUCAGGCAAAUAGUAAUUUAGAGGGCAAGUAUUUAACCAUGAUACUGGGCACGGUACAAGUUGUCUGUACAAUCGUCUGUAUGUUUAUCACCGACCGUAGCGGCAGAAAAUUGCUGCUUAUUAUCUCCGCAAUCGGUUCGGCCUGUUCGACCGCUAUGGUCGCGAUAUAUUUCAAUUUGGAGCAUGAUUAUGUGGACACCAGUAAACUAACAUGGUUACCUGCUAUCGGUGUAAUCAUGUACGUAAUUAUGUUCUCUGUGGGUUUGUCCGCGUUACCGUCUACCAUGACCGCUGAACUUUUUCCCACGAACGUAAAACCUCUCGGCACCAUGGUAAUUAUUAUCACGGCCGGUAUCGAGGCCUUUGGCGUGACAAAUUUGUAUCCAAUUAUAGCCAAUAAUUUUGGCCGACACAUACCGUUUUGGAUAUUUACAAUGUGCAGUCUCGCUGGUGCUUUAUUCACCUUUAUCUAUGUACCUGAAACCAAAGGCAAGACUUUACAGCAGAUACAGGAGGAGUUGCACGGCUCGUCGAGCGUAGAAAUAAAAAAAUAA
This is a messenger RNA of Cataglyphis hispanica, 1404 nucleotides long. RefSeq names its product facilitated trehalose transporter Tret1-like. Gene Ontology annotation, molecular function: sugar transmembrane transporter activity. The coding region runs from base 37 to 1404 and encodes 455 amino acids. The transcript is spliced from 4 exons. Lineage: Eukaryota; Metazoa; Arthropoda; Insecta; Hymenoptera; Formicidae. The record is from RefSeq and is a predicted model, not a curated record. Gene Ontology annotation, biological process: carbohydrate transport; transmembrane transport. Gene Ontology annotation, cellular component: membrane.